AUGGGAAUGAAUAAUGAUCAACCACCAGAUUUGUCAGCAAAUGAUAGGGGAAUGCCUGCUGAACGAGGAAGAGGAGGAGGAAUGUCAACUCCUGGAAUUGGGAGGGGAAUGCCUCCAGGAAAUGGAAGAGGUUUGCCUCCUGGGCGUGGAGGAGGAAUGCCUGCUUCUGGACGAGGAAGAGUUGCCUCUGGUGGUAAUGCGGAAGCAAUUGGCACAAGAUCAAUGCGAGUAUAUGACAAUUUUUAAU
Meloidogyne enterolobii is the source of this 247-nucleotide messenger RNA. The record is from the annotation of a GenBank genome assembly. NCBI's taxonomy places the organism in Eukaryota, Metazoa, Nematoda, Chromadorea, Rhabditida, Meloidogynidae.